AAUGAUGACAAAAUGGCCAUAAAAUCUGCAACUUACACAACCGGUUGUCAGUAUAAAACCCCCCUUUGCAGCAGACGAGCAGUCUGACUGUUGAUUGUCGCUAAAGAGAAAAGUUCAGUUCAAGUCAUCGAUGAUGGGAGAACACCAGGGUUCCCUUGUGCUGGCCAUCCUGUCGUCCAUCCUCCUCUUUGUCAUCACGCUGGUGUUCAAUGGUCUGGCGGGACCUGGAAUAUAUCCAUUUCUGGGGACAACGGCCAACAUAUCAGGGGAGUAUGAGACGGAGAUCACGCCUGCAGGCUGGACCUUCGCCAUCUGGUCUCUUAUAUACGUGUGGCUGGUCCUCAUGUUCGUCUACAUCCUCUCCGGCUGCUGCAGGAAAAACUCCUACGGCUAUGUGUACUGCAGUCCUCCUGUCCUUUCACAUGGCUUUUUCAUGGCAUGGUGCAUGAACAUGGGCUUGAACACUGCAUGGUUGUUUCUGUGGGAUAGAAGCUUGAUGAUCGUUGCCGCUGUGUUCCUUCUCCUGAUUGCCGGCUCAAACUACAUCAUGAUCUCCUUCGCCUGCCGCGGUCUCCAUGUUCACGGCGCGUGGCUCAGCAAAUAUCACAGAGUCGAUCUUUGGCUGCACCGUGUGUGUGUUCAGAAUGGUCUGGCCUUGUACGCUACAUGGACAACGGUCGCCACUCUUGUUAAUCUGACCAUUGUGCUCGACUACGAUGCAGAGAUGCUUCCAGAGAACGCUGCCACAGUCACUCUAUCCGUGCUUACGUGUAUUUUGCUGGCCUGGUGUGUUUUAGAGAACUGGGUCCUGGAGAGGCAUGUGCGCUACAUCGUGACAGUGUAUCCAGUGGUGAUCUGGGCCCUCUGUGGGGCCGUGUCCAGCCACUUCGACCCCAGCGCACCCAGCCAGAGUGGCCUCUUCCUAGUGGCGCUCCUGGCCCUGUCCUGCGCGCUGUGUGCUGUGAAGCUUGGCCUGGCGGUCUGGAGGCACGUCAAGCGGCCCCUGUAUCAAGACGUGAAGGCAGAGGACAUGGAGCCCAUGGAAAUUGCUCAAAGACAGAAAAAGAUUUUUAAAUGAACAUUGUUGCACUUAACCCAGAAGAUUAGACACAACAUCCGAAUUAAUGAUAUAUUUUGCAUACUUUUGUAUUUAUAAUGACUUUUGCGUAUUUUGUGUCAGUUGUGUGUUUGUCUCAAAGCCCAAUUUUGUGUCAUUUGUAUGUUUAACGAAGUUGAAAAAAAACGAAUAUGUGCUUUGGUACAUUCUGUUGAACAAAUAAUAUAAAUAAUGUUGUAAAUGUUGUUGAAUGAUUUUCUUUUUGUAAUGUGAAAAUAAAACAAUACAAUAUUA
This is a messenger RNA of Gadus macrocephalus (Pacific cod), 1351 nucleotides long. RefSeq lists its product as uncharacterized. Lineage: Eukaryota; Metazoa; Chordata; Actinopteri; Gadiformes; Gadidae. The record is from RefSeq and is a predicted model, not a curated record. Bases 131 to 1078 code for a protein of 315 amino acids. The transcript is spliced from 8 exons.